Messenger RNA from Lytechinus variegatus (green sea urchin), 1617 nucleotides. It is a transcript of the gene psmc1, whose product is annotated as 26S proteasome regulatory subunit 4. Bases 93 to 1424 code for a protein of 443 amino acids. Gene Ontology annotation, molecular function: ATP hydrolysis activity; ATP binding; proteasome-activating activity. Gene Ontology annotation, biological process: proteasome-mediated ubiquitin-dependent protein catabolic process. NCBI's taxonomy places the organism in Eukaryota, Metazoa, Echinodermata, Echinoidea, Temnopleuroida, Toxopneustidae. The transcript is spliced from 12 exons. Gene Ontology annotation, cellular component: proteasome regulatory particle, base subcomplex. The record is from RefSeq and is a predicted model, not a curated record.
UGCGCUGUAGAGCUUGCAAAAAUAUUACAGCGAAGUCAUCGCGGAGAGAAUCAUUUCUACACUUUGAUGCGACCGAAACUGUAGCGUACAUCAUGGGUCAAAACCAAUCAGGAGGACCUGGCGGUGGUGGAAGGAAUGGUGACAAGAAAGAUGACAAGGACAAGAAGAAGAAGUAUGAGCCUCCAGUUCCAACCCGUGUCGGUAAAAAGAAGAGGAGAACUAAAGGACCAGACACAGCUAGCAAACUACCACAAGUCACCCCACACACAAAAUGCAGGCUGCGGCUUCUGAAGAUGGAACGCAUCAAAGAUUACUUAUUGAUGGAGGAAGAAUUCAUUCGCAAUCAGGAAAGACUCAAACCACAAGAAGAGAAAGAUGAGGAAGAGCGUUCGAAGGUAGAUGAUCUGAGAGGUACCCCAAUGUCAGUAGGUUCUCUAGAGGAGAUCAUUGAUGAUAAUCACGCCAUCGUCUCAGCAUCAGUAGGCUCAGAAUACUAUGUCAGUAUCUUGUCUUUUGUUGACAAGGAUCAGUUAGAGCCGGGCUGCACAGUCUUACUUAAUCACAAGGUGUUAGCUAUUGUUGGAGUGCUUGGGGAUGAUACAGACCCAAUGGUAUCAGUGAUGAAGUUGGAGAAAGCACCACAAGAAUCAUAUGCUGACAUAGGAGGUCUUGACACACAAAUUCAAGAAAUUAAGGAAUCUGUUGAGCUACCCCUAACCCAUCCUGAGUAUUAUGAAGAGAUGGGUAUCAGACCGCCUAAGGGUGUCAUUCUGUAUGGAGCACCAGGAACAGGCAAAACUCUUCUAGCUAAAGCUGUUGCCAAUCAAACUUCGGCCACAUUUCUUCGAGUUGUCGGCUCAGAACUCAUUCAAAAAUACUUGGGUGAUGGUCCAAAGCUUGUAAGAGAGUUGUUCAGAGUGGCGGAAGAGCAUGCACCAUCAAUAGUCUUUAUUGAUGAAAUUGAUGCUAUAGGAACAAAGAGGUAUGAAUCCAACUCGGGUGGAGAACGUGAGAUUCAGAGAACUAUGUUAGAACUUCUCAAUCAACUUGAUGGGUUUGACUCCAGAGGUGAUGUCAAGGUCAUAAUGGCUACUAAUAGGAUUGAGACGCUAGAUCCAGCCCUCAUUAGACCAGGUCGUAUUGACCGUAAGAUUGAAUUUCCUCUCCCCGAUGAGAAGACAAAGAGGAGAAUUUUCAACAUCCACACCAGCCGCAUGACCCUUGCUGAGGAUGUAAACCUUGAUGAAUACAUCACCUCAAAGGAUGAUCUAUCAGGAGCCGAUAUCAAGGCUAUCUGUACAGAGGCAGGUCUUAUGGCAUUACGUGAGCGCAGGAUGAAGGUGACCAAUGAAGACUUCAAGAAGUCGAAAGAAAAUGUCUUGUAUCGAAAGACUGAAGGCACCCCAGAAGGACUCUACCUUUAAGAUCGAUGUCCAGAAUUUAUUAGUUGGAUGAGGGAGGGGAGAGGGGGGGGGGGUACCCAGGCAUGUUAACUUAUUCCAUAAAUGAAUUUUGUUCAAAGACAAAAAAGUGUCUUUUGGGGGUUUCAUGACAUUUGUUACGGUGACCCGCUCUGAUGGAAAAUCUGUAUGUUAAGCCAAACAUAAAAUCUAAUUU